UGCCCCGCGCGCUCAUUCUCUUCCUCCCUCCAAGAUGCCGAAGGGAAAGAAGGCCAAGGGCAAGAAGGUGGCACCGGCCCCUGCUGUAGUCAAGAAGCAGGAGGCCAAGAAGGUUGUCAACCCGCUCUUUGAGAAGAGGCCCAAGAACUUUGGUAUUGGACAGGAUAUCCAGCCAAAACGUGACCUUACACGUUUCGUGAAAUGGCCCCGCUACAUCAGACUGCAGCGGCAGAGAUCUAUUCUGUACAAGCGGCUGAAGGUGCCUCCUGCAAUUAACCAGUUCACUCAGGCUUUGGAUCGCCAGACAGCGACGCAGCUUCUGAAGCUGGCACACAAGUACAGGCCUGAAACUAAGCAAGAGAAGAAGCAAAGGCUGCUGGCUCGUGCAGAGCAGAAAGCUGCAGGAAAGGGAGAUGCUCCAACAAAGAGGCCACCAGUUCUCCGAGCAGGUGUUAACACUGUUACCACUCUGGUAGAGAACAAGAAAGCUCAACUUGUCGUAAUUGCCCAUGAUGUAGACCCCAUUGAGCUGGUGGUUUUCUUGCCGGCGCUGUGCCGCAAAAUGGGAGUGCCGUACUGCAUCAUCAAGGGCAAAGCCAGGCUGGGACGCCUGGUCCACCGCAAAACCUGCACCUGUGUGGCCUUCACCCAGGUCAACCCGGAGGAUAAGGGUGCCCUUGCAAAGCUGGUGGAGGCUGUCAAGACCAACUACAAUGACAGAUACGAUGAGAUCCGUCGUCACUGGGGUGGUAACGUCCUGGGUCCAAAAUCAGUGGCUCGCAUUGCCAAGCUUGAGAAGGCAAAGGCUAAGGAGCUGGCAACUAAGCUGGGUUGAAGAUCUACCCAACUGCUGCCGUGUUUCUGUACAUAAAAUAAACCCCAAAUUAGGUUUCAGCUGUCUCUGUUAAUGGGAGGGCCUUGGACUCUUGGGUAGCUUUGCCAUAUUGCCAUUUAAUUUUCCUCUUUAUGCCUUCAACCAAACCCUGCACAAACAGCUGUGUGGAACCGGUUAUUUGGUAUGAGGACAAGUGCCUGGAGUGUGCUCCAGUGCUUUUUAAGUAGCCUACCACUUAGCACCUCUUAUUAGGAGGUCUGUGAUGCCUCUGCUGUUGCAGUAAGUGCAGGAAGAAUCAA
Molecule: messenger RNA, 1134 nt
Organism: Nothoprocta perdicaria
Lineage: Eukaryota; Metazoa; Chordata; Aves; Tinamiformes; Tinamidae
Gene: RPL7A
Product: ribosomal protein L7a
Exons: 8
Coding region: 35-835 (266 amino acids)
Biological process (GO): ribosome biogenesis
Cellular component (GO): ribonucleoprotein complex
Source: RefSeq, a predicted model, not a curated record